Messenger RNA from Gadus morhua (Atlantic cod), 6357 nucleotides. RefSeq names its product tyrosine kinase, non-receptor, 2b (gene tnk2b). The transcript has 18 exons. Gene Ontology annotation, biological process: regulation of keratinocyte differentiation; protein phosphorylation; signal transduction. The record is from RefSeq and is a predicted model, not a curated record. Gene Ontology annotation, molecular function: protein serine/threonine/tyrosine kinase activity; ATP binding; protein binding. Bases 523 to 4266 code for a protein of 1247 amino acids. Lineage: Eukaryota; Metazoa; Chordata; Actinopteri; Gadiformes; Gadidae.
ACAACACCUAGCACACACACAAACACCUAGUACACACACAAACACACGUAGCACACACACAAACACACGUAGCAGACAAGCACAUUCCUAACACACACAUACGCAUAUUGGCUUCAACACUGACACGCUGAGAACACACGUCACCCCUGACCUCUGAACCCUUUAUCCUGCCCCUGCUGCGCCCCCUCCCACUUCGGGGCUCCUGCCCUUUCGGUUCUGUCUUGGCCUUGGAGGAGGAGGAGGAGAAGGAGGAGGAGGAGUUGGGCCGUUCUCUCCUCCCCUCUCCAGUGUGCUGAGAGACUGGGGAUCACCAGAGGAUUCCUCCAAGGAUGGACGGUAGGGGUCUGCCUCAAGGAGCAGAGCCAGUCGUUCUUGUGUCCUUCCAGAUCAGGGUCUUGGAGGAGGUUGUCUGUUUAUAGACACCGGUUGAAGUGUGGGACCUGCACACACACACACACACACACACACACACACACACACACACACACCGUCCUUCACUAGAUCGAUCCUCACAACCUCAAGAUGCGGCGAUUUGACAAGCUUAAAAAGUCUUUCCUGGCACACUUCCACAUCUACAGAAAGCUGGGCGGCAGCAUGCAGUGCGAGGAAGGCUCUGAUUGGCUGCUGGAGCUGCUGAUGGAGGUCCAGCUGCAGCAGUACUUCCUGCGUGUGCGUGACGACCUCAACGUUACGCGGCUCUCGCAUUUCGACUACGUGAAGAACGAGGACAUGGAGAAGAUCGGGAUGGGGCGGCCCGGACAGAGACGUCUGUGGGAAGCCGUGAAGCGCAGGAAAGCCAUGUGCAAGCGCAGGUCCUGGAUGAGCAAGGUGUUCAGUGUGAAGCGGCUGGACGGUGGAGACUUCCCCCACCAGGGCCAGCCGGCCUCCUCCUUCCGGAAGCUUCCCCCCCCCGGGGAGGGGGUGCUACCCCUGCUGGGUGGUCCGGUGGGCGGGGGGUCGGGGCAGCAGCCGGUCCUGAGCUGCCUGAUCUCGGACCAGGACCUGACGCUGUACGAGAAGCUGGGCGACGGCUCCUUUGGCGUGGUGAAGAGGGCAGAGUGGCGCACGCCCGCUGGCAAGCUGAGCGUGGCGGUGAAGUGUCUGAAGACGGACGCGCUGACGCAGCCCGACGCACUGGACGACUUCAUCUGCGAGGUCAACGCCAUGCACUGCCUGGACCACCAGAACCUGGUCCGCCUGUACGGGGUGGUCCUCACACAACCCAUGAAGAUGGUGACGGAGCUGGCCCCCCUGGGCUCCCUGCUGGAGCGUCUGCGGUGUGUGCGUUCCCAGGGCGCCGUGCUGGUCCACACCCUGUGCCAGUAUGCAGUGCAGGUGACAUGCGGCAUGGCCUACCUGGAGCAGAGGCGCUUCAUCCACCGGGACCUGGCAGCCAGGAACAUCCUGCUGGCGUCGGCCCACCUUGUGAAGAUCGGAGACUUCGGUCUGAUGCGGGUGCUGCCCACCGACCAUGAGCAUUACGUCAUGCAGGAGCACCGCAAGGUGCCAUUCGCCUGGUGUGCCCCAGAGAGCCUGAAGACCAGGACCUUCUCCCAUGCUACUGACACCUGGAUGUUUGGGGUCACCCUGUGGGAGAUGUUCACCCACGGACAGGAGCCCUGGCUUGGGCUCAACGGCAGCCAGAUCCUCCACAAGGUGGACAAGGAGGGCGAGCGCCUUCCCCGGCCAGAAGACUGUCCACCGGAUAUCUACCAGGUCAUGAGGCGGUGCUGGGCCCAGACGCCUGAAGACAGGCCCAGCUUCCUGGCCCUCAGGGAGUUCCUGCAGGAGAGCAUGCCAACAGACAUGUCCGCCCUCCAUGACUUUGAAGAGCAGGACAAGCUGCUGAUUCAAAUCGAUGAUGUCAUCACCGUCAUCGAAGGCAGGGCGGAGAACUUCUGGUGGCGGGGACAGAACCAGAGGACCCUGAAGCUGGGCCUGUUCCCGAGGCACGUGGUGACGGCGGUGUCCGGCCUGUCGGCCCGGGACAUCAGCCGCCCGCUGAAGAACAGCUUCAUCCACACGGGCCACGGCGACCACGACCCCCGUCGCGGCUGGGGCUUCCCCGACCGCAUCGACGAUUUGUAUCUUGGUAACCCCAUGGAUCCUCCUGAUACUCUUCUGGGUGUAGAGUUGCCCUCUCCCCGGCCCGCCCAGCUCCCCGGUCGGGCUAAAACGGACCCCCCGCCGCGGCCUCCCCAGCCCACAGGGUUUCCAAGCAAGCCGUGCUACGACUCCGUCGCCGAGGAUGAGGAUGCACCGCUGGGACGCACAGGGCGACUGUUGCUACGGAAACCGGCUUCCAUCAUGGGGCUCAAGCUCAAGCCGGCCGCCUGGGUCUUGGCCACCAGGCACACGUCGGGGGGGCGGGGCUCCGGCCCGGGCCACGCCCCUCACAGCGAGGUGUCGCUCAUUGACUUCGGGGAGGAGUUCUCUUCACCUUCCCCUGUCACGGAGAUCCCCGUCCCCUCAUUGGCCAAGCUGGCGUUGGACGUGGACCACCUGCUGGACCAGACCCCCCCCCAGGGCCCUUCCGGGCCCUUGCAGCGGCUCCUCCACCCCACGCCGUUGGUGGACUGGAACGCCCGACCGCUACCCCCGCCCCCUGAGUACGACCGCGUGGCGCAGGACGAGGACAUUGAGGUGAGCUCCUUCACCAGCGUGGAGCAGCAGUAUGCAGAGCCCCCGAGGGACGGCACUCCUCCCCGUGGGUCGGUGGAGGGGGAGACCCUCUGCCCCCCGGGCCAGAGACCCACCCUGGACAACAGCCUAUUCACUCCCUGCGUCAAUGCCCUGCCCCUCCCCCCGCCACCUGCCCCUUCCUCCUCCUCCGUGGCGGCGUCCCUCUUCCAGGAGCUCCAGCAGGAGGUCAUGAGGAGGCUCAGCGCCCCCCCCCCGGGAGCAGGGGGAGGAGCCUCUCCCUCCCGGACGCCGCUGGCUUCGUCUCAGGAGCCGGUCGAGACGCACAAGGUGGUGCCGUCGUUCACCGAGGACAGACCCCAGAUACCGCCCCGCGUCCCCAUCCCCCCGCGGCCGCUGAAGAGGGGCGACUACACGCCCUUCCGCUGGUCGGCUGACCACUCCCUGUCGCCGCCCCCCACCACCGCCUCAGUGGAGGACCUCUCAGGCCCGGAGACCAGGGGCAUACCGCCUCAGAUCCCCCCAAGGGAUCCUCUGUCACCGCCCGGCUCCAGGACCCCAAGCCCCAUGGGCCUGGGGCUGGGCUCCCCCCACCAAAGAGCCUUCUCAACCAGCCCCGGCACCCAGUCGGCUCCCAUCGCCUCCCCCUGCUCCUACCUCACAAGCUCCCUAGGGAAACUCAUGCCAACUACACACAGCUUCGCCUCAGACCCCAAGUAUACCGCGCCCAAGGUGAUCCAUGCCCAGCCGUACCCAAAGGACCCGGCCAGUAAGGGUCCCUGCAUCCUCCCCAUCGUCCGCGACGGCCUCAAGGUCAGCAGCACCCAUUACUACCUCCUGCCCGACCGGCCUCCGUACCUCGACCGCUACGACCGCUUCUUCCGGGAGGCCGAGAGUCUGUCCACCCACACCCCCCCUGGCGGUGGGGUCGCGGAGGACAGGCAGGCGCGUCAGGCGAACACGGCCACCGUCAGACCCAUGGUGGUCAGCAGCCAGACCCUCGUCCAGGGUCUGGGCCAGGGCCAAGGUCUGGGCCAGAGCCAGACCCUCGUCCAGGGUCUGGGCCAGGGCCAAGGUCUGGGCCAGGGUCAGGGCCUUGGCCAGGGUCUGGGCCAGGGCCAAGGUCUGGGCCUGGGCCAGGAUCUGGGCCAGGGUCUGGGUCAGGGCCUUGGCCAGGGUCAGGGUCAGGGUCAGGGCCAGGGUCAGGGUCAGGGUCAGGGCCAGCUUGGUGACCUCAAGGCUAACUCCUCCUCCAACAACAACAGCAGCCUGGGCGGGGUCCAGGGUCCGGGGCUGAGGACCUCGUUGAGUCUGCCCAGGGUCUGUUCAGAAGGUUCUGAAGCCCCGGGAGCUCCCGAGGCUGAGACGAGCAGGGCUGAGACGGUCCACAUGGUGCAGCAGGCUGUGCACGGAGUGACCGUGGAGGAAUGCCAGACGGCCCUCCAGAACCAAGGCUGGAGCGUUCUCCAAGCCGUGCACUAUCUCAAGGUGGAGCAGUUGUUCUGCCUGGGUGUGGGGACCAGGGCAGAGUGCCUGAAGCUGCUGGAGGUCUGUGAGUGGAACCUGGAGCUGGCCAGCACCCAGCUGCUGGACAGCUGGGGCUCCACCAGCAGACAGAGGCGGUGAUGGAUAUCUGCUCACUUCCGCUCCUCUAGUAGGAUAUCAGCUUGUUACCGUGGACACAGGGUCGGUCUGUGGGCUCCUCCCAUGUUUGACUCCGGGUUUGAAGCCUUAUCAUGGGGGAGGAAUGGACAGAAAUUGAGAAUCGCCUCAGCCCAAUUCAAUUUACUCUGCACAAAAUGAUGAGGACACCUGAUAAAUAAAAACGCUAACAGAAAGGAAACAUCCACAACUGAAAGACAUAUAUAAAUCAUAUUCAUAUUGAUGUCUAUUCUCGCCCUAGUAAUGACCUUUGAGCUGCACUAAGAGGUUUAAUAUAAUAUAUAUAUAUAUAUAUAUAUAUAUAUAUAUAUAUAUAUAUAAUUUGUUUUUAAAAAAUAAGAAGGAAGAGGGGAAGUGAUGGAGGUGAUUUCUGAUACUGUCUAUUGAGUGACGUUGACCACGCAAGAAAAGCAUCAGCCCCACGUUGCUAUAACGUGAUCCAGGUUGUUAUGGUGAUCUCCAAAACGAUAUUCUCACUGCCAGACUAACACUUUUGAACAACCAGGUCAAAGUACUCAUGGUUGAUCAUAGAGAUGCAAGAUCUAGGAUUUAUCCUCCUUCUUAGUUAUUUUUAUAUAAUUGUUUUCACCAGCCCACAAUAAUCUUUCCCACAGUUAGUUCCACUCUCUGUUGUUUUGUGUUGUGUUCCUUCUUCAAAAGGCAGCCUUUUUGUUUCCUCCAGUAAAGCAUCAUCGAACAGUACAGCACUGUGCAGAAGGUUCCUUCCUGUAUUCUUUUUUUUGCCUCAGAGUCGACACUGACUCCUAUACGCAGAGUCCUUCAGAGGAAAAAGCCCCCAGGAAGCUAACUUGUUUAUUUCUGCGAUUCUGCACCCUAAUGCACAGGCCUGAUGGAUAUUAAGCCCCCUUAAAAGCAUGACAUUGCUGUUUGUCUGCCGUCUUAGCGGAGGAGAUGAUCCAGUUUGGGGACGUCAGCUCUGAGCUGCGGGGGUUUUAUUUUAUUUGUAUAACUUCCUGGUUGUUUUGCCUGCGAUACUUUUAGAAAAGAGUCAUGAAUCAUGGAAAUAAUGACAUGCAUCUGUCUGUCACAACAUCAAUGGACCCCUCACCACAGACACAGACACACACACAUACACCCCCACACACACAUACACACACACACAUACACGCACGCACACAAAGAAACCUAGACAUCUCCAAAUGAAAAGGUAGUCAAAAGACAUUGCGUAGCUUUCAGCGUCUGGAGUUGAGCCCGUCCCAGGACCAGAGAAGGCAGAGACCACCGGUCAUGUCUCAUUGUUAUCUGUUGGCAAACCAGAGAGAGAGAGAGAUUGUUUUUAAAAUGGAUAUGUUGUCUCUUACACUCUUACCAAGAUUGUGGUAUCUUUAAGAAUGACCAAGUGGUAAAGAUCAUCCUGUUCAUGGGGUUACCGGGGAGCUGUUUGUUAUUUCUCUAUUCAACAUGGCUGCUAGACCGAACCAGCAAACCUCAACCCUAGUUCACCCGUCAACUUCGGCUAAAGCUGUAAUGGUUGUUGUCCGUCAUCACGGAGCAGCGGACUGGCGAAGUUCUUCUGUCUGGGUCAUCUUGUUCUCCCUGUUCAUAACGGAGACAGAGACCCUCUCUGUGUAGGCCGCAUGAUUCCAGUGAAAAGCUGAUCAGGAUGUUAGUCAGGAACAGGAGGGACAGCUCGGCCUCCCCACUUUGUCCUUCCUUAAUUCUUCAUACCCCAGCUGCUGUUUUUAAGGUAUUUAAGACGCCAUAGAAGAGGUCCUUUUUCGAUCAGCUCUCAAAAAUAGUGUUGAUUGUUUUUUAUGAUUCUGUUUUUGAUGUGAAGUCUUGUUGAGUACCAUGUCUUUGUGUUAACCUCCCGUCUCUCCAUGAUGUUCUGGUUUUUCAGUUUUACCGUUGUUGUGUUUCUGCGCUGGUCUUCCCCAGAGGACCUUGAUAAGGAUUUCUGUUUUAUUUUAAAAAAGAAAAUAUAUUUUGUACCAACCUUUUUGUCCUUUAUUUGUUCUCUUUUCCUUGUGUUUCUGGGCAACAAGUUCAAGCUGCCGAAUAUAUAAAUGUAUUUUUUAAUUAAAGAAAGAAAAA